UCCUCUCCGGCCUCCGCGAGCGAGUUCCCUCCGAUUCUGUCGCGAACUCCCUUCUUGUUCUCUCUGCUACCGCCCUCUUCCUCCUUCACCUCGUUGUCUUCUUCUUCUUCUUCUUCUUCUUCUUCUUCUUCUUCUUCUUCUUUACUACCACCGCCUCCUCCUACAGCGGCGACGGCGGUUUUCAACGCGACGUUCUCUCGCAGCCGCAAAGUCGAUGCGCGACGAAAGCAGCACGGUCACACGAAUACACGACGGGCCAACGAUCCAUAGCCAGAGUCUUACCUUACAGUCUUAUCGAACGCAAUCUACGGACAACGAGAAAUGGCACAUGAUUUAUAUACACACAUACACACACACAUAUAUAUAUAUAUAAGUAUGCGUUGUCUAUUUAUUUUUCACGUCCAAGUAUCGCUGUACACGCGAGCGUUUUUUCUAUUUAUCAUCUCUCUCUCUCGAUCCGUCAAUCGAGCACAGCGCACUGGUGUCGCGGACAGUGCAUGUUAUCAGCGUCCGCGUCCUCGUCGACGACGUUCCCCGCCGAGCGCGCCAACGCGAGCUUCCUCCUUCUAGCUCCUCCUCGUUCUUCUCUUCCUCCUCCUCCUCCUCUUCGUCGUCGUCGCUGUCGCUACUGGCGUCGCCGACGAUCGCUAUCGGGACGCCGCGCCACCGCGCGCGCCAACAACAACGAGGAUGUCGCCGAUGAUACGUCCGGCGAAAAUAUUAUCGCAUCACUGGAGCACGACCACCAGCAUGGCUGGCAUCGUCAGACGAGCGAUUUACUCGUCGGCACGUCGCGACGCAAUGGCGUAUCGAUUCUACUGACGGCGGCGACGGCGACGGCGACGGCGACGGCGGCGGCGGUGGUGAUGGUGGUGGUGGCGACGGCGGUGGCGGUGGCGGCGACGGUGGCGGAGCACGCACCGUAUGAUCGUGAACAAGACAACGACGGAUAGCGGUCACUCGCGGCGACCGGAGCACGCAUAUUUCUUACCGCGCCGCGAGAGAGGCUGACUGCAAUCCCGAACGACGUGGAAACACCGAUGGACCAUCCGUUGAUGCGAGAGCGCACGCAUCAAGAGCUGCGACGCGAAUAUUUUUCUGUCGUUCCCUCUCACUCCCACCACACUCUCUGUUUCUCUCGUUCUAUGCACAGACGCUAACGAGACAACGGCAGACUCAGCGAUAUAUACGUAUGUUUUUUUUUUUCACGCACGCACCUCCUCGCCCGCCGCGCUUUCGUGGACGACGACCGUGUAGAUGCCGUCCUGUCCUCCGUCAUCUCUUUUCCGUUUCUCUCUCUCUCUCGCUCCCACUCCCGCUCCGCGAAGUCUUUUUUGCUCUCACGCGCGAGCGGAGGGGCCCUUCUCCUUCUCGCUUUUUUGCUCUUCCUCCUUCUCUCUCUAUCUGUCUGUCUGUCUGUCUGUCUGUUUCUCCCUGGCGAUGUCCGCGCCUGUAGUCUGUACACAUGCGCGCGCGACCGCGUAAACACGAGGCGAGAGUCGGAGACGGCGGAGCCCUUGAGAGAGCGAGACUGUCUCCUCUCAUGCACACACAUUGCA
Messenger RNA from Trachymyrmex septentrionalis, 1559 nucleotides. RefSeq lists its product as uncharacterized. The record is from RefSeq and is a predicted model, not a curated record. Lineage: Eukaryota; Metazoa; Arthropoda; Insecta; Hymenoptera; Formicidae. The transcript is spliced from 2 exons. The coding region runs from base 498 to 953 and encodes 151 amino acids.